Ruditapes philippinarum (Manila clam) is the source of this 960-nucleotide messenger RNA. RefSeq lists its product as uncharacterized. NCBI's taxonomy places the organism in Eukaryota, Metazoa, Mollusca, Bivalvia, Venerida, Veneridae. The record is from RefSeq and is a predicted model, not a curated record. The transcript has 3 exons. The coding region runs from base 264 to 767 and encodes 167 amino acids.
UUCCGGAUAAAUUGUGUUUGUAAUAAGAAGAAAAUCAAUUUUAUUAUAAUUUCGGUGGUUUUCAAUUCCCCUCAUCUUAACAUCAAUCUUUAAAAGUAAUUUGAAUUGGAUAUUGUUGUUCACAGUCUGCUUUCAAUUUAGCCGUUAUCAUUGUCGACUUCUUUUAACAAUUCAAUAGAACUGAUAAAUAUAUUUUAACAUUUUAACACAACACUUUCGGCUAAAAAGAUAAUACGAAAACGCCUCCAUUGACUACACACACGAUGAUGCCCCACACAGAAACAAUGGGAAGCAGCUUCGAUGUUCAGAUAAGACCUUCAACUGUCAACCAAGCUACAACAUCUUUCAGACAUUCCUCAGUACGCUCAUCAACAAUAACUGCUGCUUCAGUCUUAGUCCCUGGUGGAACAGUCUUAGAUGUCGACAAUGAAAGACCUGUAUACAUAUGGUACAUUGUAGGAGCAACCGUAGUCUGCAUUUUAGGCAUUUUACUUGUUGUUGCUACAGUCAUCAUUGUACGACGUAGAAGAAGAUUUGCCACAGAACACACACCAGAUCGUGAUGAUGAUACUUCUGAACAAGUUCCAGAAUAUACUGAACUAGAUAUUACACAGGCAAAUGCUAAUCCAUACUCGGCACUAAGUAAGAUCUCAAACAGAUAUGCCAGGGACAAAAUUGAUUCAAUGAAUAGUGAUGCAACUUACUUAACGCCAUGUGCCUCUACAAAUCCGGAUGUUUCUCACGAAUAUAUUAAUAUUGAUGCUUAAGAUACUCGUGUGAAGAUUGAAGUGCAAAUAUCUAUUGAAGAUAUAUAAUCCGUAGCACAUUUUUCACGUUGAUCUUAUUUUUGUAAAUAUUUUAAAUGUUCAUUGAUAAAAGGAUAAUUGUUUUUGGAUGGUAAAUGUGCAUCAAUAUGAACUGAUCAAAAUAUACAUAUUGAAAAAAAAAACACAAACUUCU